Bombus pascuorum is the source of this 4198-nucleotide messenger RNA. RefSeq names its product BLOC-2 complex member HPS3. Lineage: Eukaryota; Metazoa; Arthropoda; Insecta; Hymenoptera; Apidae. Gene Ontology annotation, biological process: organelle organization. Bases 662 to 4183 code for a protein of 1173 amino acids. The record is from RefSeq and is a predicted model, not a curated record. Gene Ontology annotation, cellular component: cytoplasm. The transcript is spliced from 3 exons.
ACGAGCUAUAUUUGCAUUCUUCUACUUUGUGAUAUUCGUAGUGUUUUUAGAUUGUACAAAAUCAUGUAUAAAAUAUCGUAGUGCUCAUUUCCAUACGACGUUAGUUGGUUUUCUCGUACUUUAUCGUAAUUUGUCACUUUCAAUAUUCAAUGUUUGUCACAUAAUGAUGAUAUUAAAUGUAUAAAACAUGAAUUAGAAAUGUCAAAGUACGCGUCAUUGAGUUCGUUAACACGGAUUUUUAGGCGGUCUAAGAUAUAUACCUAUUAAUCGGAGCAGAAAGAAAGCGAUAUUUCGGUGAUAUCUUCUUACGCUUAAUUAUAUAUAUAUUAUAUCUCAUUGAUAUUGAAAAAUCCAAAAUAACAACGAACUUAUUAUUCUGUCACACAUUUCGCAAGUAACUUGUGUAUUAAUAGUUUAAAAAUGCAAAAUAACCUUCAACGAAUUUUAUAAUAAUUUACAUCUUUAAAUAUUGUUCGAUCACAUCAUGUAGUAAUGUAAAAAAGUAUAGGUUUUAUAUCAGAUUUAAACAAAAUAAUUAUUAACUUGAAUUCAUGUUCAAUUUAGUUGAAAAGGUGAUCAAUUUACUAUAAUUAAAUAUAGUAAUUUUCUUUCAUACGUAAAAUAGGUAUGUUUAAAGAGCUGUUUUAGCACAAACGUCAACAUGGUGCGUGUAAUCACAGUACAUAAUUUUCUGGGGCAAAAUAUCACUCAAAUUGAGGAGCCAACUGCAAGUUGUAUAGCAAAUGCAUCUGGACAUGAAAUGCUACUCCUAGCAUUGUCAACUCAUUGUGUCGAAGUUUGGGAAUUGAUGAUGUCUGAUAUUAAACUACAUACUGUUUUUCCAACAGUUGAUAUGAUUAAUCAAAUGGUGCACUGCACCAAAGAAGAUUAUGUUGUAACGUUAGAAUCAAAAUUAUCUAGAGAUGCAAGCAUUAAUAAUCAUACAGGGAAAACAAUUAAUAAUUUUGUUAGAAUUUAUGUUAACUGGGCUAUGGUGAAAGAUCAAAGUCAACCUAUGCGUGCUAGAAUAGCUGGGCGUGUUACUCCAAGUUUAAAUCGACCAUUGAAUAGCUUAGAAAUGAUAGAGUUGCCAUUAAAUGUGCAACCUACACUCAUUGCUUGCUGUCAAAGUACUGGCAACCUCCUAGUGGCUUCCGGAAAUAGUGCUAUUUUACAUGAAUUUAAAAUUGAAACACAGCAAGUAUCAAAGAUGAAGUUUAUAGAUUUUGAGGCUCGACCAUGGUCCUUAGGCUUUUCAUUUUCUCCUACACACAUGGAAAUUGUUGAAGACUUCAUAUCAAUUAUGGAUAAAACAAAUUUAUGUGUUUUUCGAUUGACUAAUUCAAUGUAUGAAGAUAUUGAUCAAUUGAGUUCUCUAACUUCCACAAACUCUUCAUCUAUUGAUAAAACAUCUAUAUCCACUGAUUCCUCCCUUGUGGAAAACAGUAAUAAUAUGACUAAUCAAGAUGAUAACACAAUAUUGCAAGGAAUGAAUUCAAAAUGUAAAAGUUCUAGUCAAGAUCUGCACUUUAUUGUAUCAGAAAACAAUGAUUCUAGUGGAAUAAGUACAAAAUUUAAAGGUAGGAGACAUAGAAGUUCCAAAACAAGUAUAUGGAGUAAAUUGGAGACAGGAGAUUUCAGAAAAAUAAAAUCUAAUAAUAACGAUACUGUUAUAAAUUUGGAUCAUUUAGUGUAUAAUGAAAAGGAUGAAUUACAAAGAUUAAUUGACCAAGAAGUUGUAGAUGGAAAUUCACAACCCUUGACUAUAAAUUUACCAUCUAUAAGUUUGGAAAGAGCAGGACCUGGGCAUACAUUAAGUCCUUUCGUAUUAAACCCAUCAGAAAUAAGGAUUAUAAUUAAAACGAAUUCUCCUGAUUUAGGAUGGUCAGAAAAUUAUACAAUAAAAAAUUUGUUGUCUCUUAAAGUAAUAGCAGCUAAUAAUAAACUUGAUGGAAGUUCUGAACUGUUCAGCUGCUCUUUAUUGAAGCCAUUAUACAUGAGGAAGGAGUGUAAUACUUCUUGUUUAAAAAAAUCAAUCCUCAGAUCAGAUAAAUAUACAUAUUUGCAGGGCGUAAGCUGCUUCUUAUGCACACUGCAAGAAGGAUAUCUUUAUCAUUUUUCUGCCACUAGUUCAAAUCCUACAGAUGCAACUUGUUUAACUACUUAUCCAUUUACUGCACCUGUUAAUCACGUAGCUUUGGAGCAUACUGCUUUGCAUGCAUUGACUGAAGCUGGUCUUGAAUCUUACACGCUACGUUUAUCUCAUCAUGUUGCUAGAAUGUCUAAUGAUAUAGAAAAUGUAAGAGUUACAUGCCCUACUGUCUCUGAGCCUGUUUGUUUAAUAGGAUUAAGGCCAUUUCUGGGGAUACAGAAAUUAUUACAUAGUAAAAAUUAUCUAAUUCUCUUAGCCAAAGCAGAAAACUCUUGGACUUUGUAUUCUUUAAUUUUACCUAAAUUGGAAAAUUUGUAUUACGAUGUUUUAAACGCAGCGAGGAGUCAUAAAUCUUCUAGUCCUAGCACAUACCGACAUUUGUUAGGAGAGGCUCAUGCUUUGAUACGUUUAGCUAAAGAUGCUGUGUAUAAUUGCUCAGACAUUAAUGAGUUUGAUGAUAUCGCAAAUAAAAAUGGAUUGAAAUUGAAGAACUUGUAUAAUCAAUCAUGUGCGCUGCUUGGAGACUAUUAUAUUCGUUCCGAAUAUGACUCAGAUUGGGAUUUCUGUAUACCCUAUUAUAAAAUGUCGGGUUUAAAACCUUCAGAAGUAUUAUCUAGGAAAUCAAGUCAAGAUGCACCGGGUCUCGUUACUUUUUUAACUGAUAUACUUUUCACGAUGAAAAGUGGUUCUGAAGCAGAUGCCUUGUUCCAAGGAUUUAAUAUUGUAGAAAUAAUAUGUAAAUUAAAGAAACCAGACUUAUUGAAAUUGAUCUUCAGUAGUCCCGUAUUACGAGAAUAUACUACAGAAAAACUAAUACAUCUUUUGUUAUUAUAUGAAACGGACGAAUUAGUCAAGUUAGCUUUGGCACUCUUAUACAUACAAGCUGAAAAACAAGAACAAGCAGAGAAAGUACUUGAACCAGUCUCAGCAUUAUGUGUCAAGAAAAUAGUUUUAGAGCACUGGGACCUGUUGUUUGAUAUGACGGCGAUGAAAAAGAGAAGUCCAAUGAUUCCCACGUUCUCAGAUUUCGCCGGAACGUUAAUGCGUCAGAAAAAUUCAACCUUUGCUGAAAUUCUAAUACAAUUAAUCGAAGAGGAUGGAAUCUUAUCUCUUCAUCAAAUUAUACAGGUGUUUUUAGAAUAUUUACCAUCAAGAGUAGGACGAGAUGGGCAUAAUGCAGCAAUGACAUUACAAGUAUUUCUCGAAAAAUAUCUUCACAACUACUUUAGUACAAAAUUGAUUAUAGAUUCGUCUGUUAUAAAUAAAAAUCAAAUACGCACGGAUUUCGCUUUGGUUGAAGCUUUUAAGCUACUAGUACGAUCAUACUUAGGAAAGUUAACACAAACAAAAGUGUACAAAAUAGAAAAUAAAGAAAACGUACAAGAAAAUUAUGAUAACUUCAUAUUUGUGAAGUUUAGACCUCACUAUCUAAACGGGAUGCCACCGUAUGCGAAAGAUUAUCAAAAAGUUUUGAAUGUGAGCGAUCUAAAAGAUUUAACUGAUAUCGAUAAGACUGACUCUGAAAAAACUAUACCAACGGAAUUGUUUAAAUUACAGUCUGUAUUAUCUUGUGAUUUUAUACCAAAUGAGUGCUUAUAUGAAGUUAAGCAAUUUCUUGAAACACAAGAGAUUGAUGGCAGUUUAUCUUUAAAAGCAUUGUGCAUUCAAAAUACUGAAGAAGCAACAACACUUUUAAUGGAUAAUUGUCCUCAAGUUAUUGUGCAGUAUGCAAAGGACAUGUAUACUAAAGAUUCUGAAUGGAAGUAUUUAAUCGAGUUAACGCAAAAUAAGAUUGCUGUAUCGAACUCUCGACAAGAAUUGCAGUGUUUAUACACGCAAAUUAUGAAAGCAAUUUUGAAUUAUCUACCACAUACGUUGUCCUUAAAAAGUUUACACCGUGUUCUUCCAAAAGAUGAUGUAAUAACAUUUCAAAAAUGCAGUGAAAUGUGUAAUCAAAUUAUGCACGCCGAACAUGUUAAAUCUUUAAUAAUAGAAACUGGACAACAACUUUUAUCGACUUUAAAAUUGUGAGCGCUAAUUUCUACU